GUACUCGUCACGGCUGGUCGCCAUAUUAAACCUGACGGAAUCAGCGACGGUCCGACCGCGGUAGGGAUCGCGAGGGGCCCCUCUCUCCCAAACAAAUCCCGAAUUACACCUUUAUUCCCCUUAUUCACCCCGGAAAUCAUUUAUGCAUUGGACUGAAUAAUCCAGUCUGUUCUCAGACAGGAGUCUGGGAAGGAGGUUUUGUUUUAGUGUGUUUGAGAGAUGAGUACUUUGACCCAGCGGAGCUCCGGCCUGGUGCAAAGGCGCACCGAGGCUUCGCGCAGCGCUGCAGCCGCAGACAGAGAGCGCGGAUCCGGCGACGAGGACUACGAGCCCCGCCGUGGAGACGAGCAGGACGACGACGACAGCGGCGAUGCCAAAGAAACCAGACUGACCCUGAUGGAGGAAGUACUGCUGCUGGGCUUGAAAGACCGAGAGGGCUACACCUCCUUCUGGAAUGACUGCAUUUCAUCAGGCCUGCGGGGCUGCAUGCUCAUUGAGCUGGCCUUACGAGGAAGACUGCAGCUGGAGGCCUGUGGCAUGAGGAGGAAAAGCCUGCUCGCCCGGAAGGUUAUAUGUAAGUCUGAUGCUCCAACGGGGGACGUGCUGUUGGACGAGGCUCUGAAACACAUAAAAGACACUCAGCCGCCCGAAACCGUGCAGAGCUGGAUAGAGUUGCUCAGUGGCGAGACAUGGAACCCGCUGAAGCUUCACUAUCAGCUGCGUAACGUCCGAGAGCGCCUGGCCAAGAACCUCGUGGAGAAGGGCGUCCUUACCACAGAGAAGCAAAACUUUCUUUUGUUCGACAUGACUACGCACCCCCUUACCAAUAAUAAUAUUAAGCAGCGCCUUAUUAAGAAGGUGCAGGAGGCCGUGCUGGACAAGUGGGUGAACGAUCCUCACCGAAUGGACAAGCGUAUUCUGGCCCUUAUAUUCCUCGCCCAUUCCUCUGAUGUACUAGAUAACGCCUUUGCCCCGCUGCUGGAUGACCAGUACGAUCUGGCCAUGAAGAGAGUACGGCAGCUGCUGGACCUGGAGCCUGAGGGCGAGAGCAUGAAGAGCAACGCCAAUGAGCUGCUGUGGGCUGUGGUGGCUGCCUUCACCAAAUGAAGCAGGUUCAGUUCUGAUGGACGUGCGACGGAAAAAAUAAAACGGUUGGACUGGUAAAAUCAGGUUUGAGAAGUUUUGACCUGGUGUAUCAAAAUGGAGUCUUGGUUUUCUUGUAGAUAUUGCCCUUCCUCCCUACUCUCUCUGCAAGAUCUAUCAUUGGGUUUCUCAAUUUUGUUUGAAAAGGGGACCGGUGUAUUUUAAUCGUUUGUUUAUUUGAAUGCAAUUGGGUACUUUCUCACCGUAGACUGUUGGAAGAUUUACAUUUUGCAUUGCUGCACAAAAAACCCUGUUUUUCUUUUCUUUUUUUUUCCUUGCCUGGACAUCCGUGUUUGGGUACCUAACAGAUUUUACAGUGUUUUGUCAUCAGUUUCGUACGUUUAAUUGGAAUUGAUUUUUUUGUGACCGAAGCGGUGUACGCCAAAGCAGUAUCUGCAUAUAUGACUCAACAGAUGCUCAAGAAAAUAAAGUACACUUCAGUGUA
This is a messenger RNA of Megalobrama amblycephala (Wuchang bream), 1588 nucleotides long. RefSeq names its product golgi phosphoprotein 3a (gene golph3a). The record is from RefSeq and is a predicted model, not a curated record. Gene Ontology annotation, cellular component: Golgi cisterna; cytosol; trans-Golgi network. The transcript is spliced from 4 exons. Lineage: Eukaryota; Metazoa; Chordata; Actinopteri; Cypriniformes; Xenocyprididae. Gene Ontology annotation, biological process: Golgi to plasma membrane protein transport; retrograde vesicle-mediated transport, Golgi to endoplasmic reticulum; Golgi organization. Gene Ontology annotation, molecular function: phosphatidylinositol-4-phosphate binding. Bases 220 to 1107 code for a protein of 295 amino acids.